AACAAGCAAGUUUGUCUAGUACCACUUUACCUGCAGUGGAAUAUACUGUAUUUCAUCAUCUCGAAGCACCAAGGGAAAAAAUUAAACCGAAGAAUUUUUCUAGUUGUAAAAAUAAAGAAAAAUUCUAUGCAAGUGCUGCUUUGCAUAUCGGUGGCAAGUCAAGUGCGCAG
This is a messenger RNA of Racocetra persica, 170 nucleotides long. The record is from the annotation of a GenBank genome assembly. Lineage: Eukaryota; Fungi; Glomeromycota; Glomeromycetes; Diversisporales; Gigasporaceae.